Molecule: messenger RNA, 1767 nt
Organism: Uloborus diversus
Lineage: Eukaryota; Metazoa; Arthropoda; Arachnida; Araneae; Uloboridae
Product: sialin-like
Exons: 11
Coding region: 168-1712 (514 amino acids)
Biological process (GO): transmembrane transport; monoatomic anion transport
Molecular function (GO): transmembrane transporter activity
Source: RefSeq, a predicted model, not a curated record
AGAAAGGUUGAUUAAACAUGAUAAGUGUGUCCUAUAAAUAAAAAUGUUAUUCGACGGCUUAUUCGCAAUGGAAGCAAAAGGAUGGUUUGAAACGAAGCCAACAGAAACAGCUCUUCGACUUGUUGGUUGUGCAUCAUCUUAAAAGACAUAAAAGCUUGCUGGAGGCUAUGACAGAAAAUAAUGCAUCGGAGCAUGGAUUUCAGGAGAAAACACAAUAUCUGGCGAAUCAGGAAGAGACUACAGAUGAAUUUUGCUCAGGAUUUCCUCCGAAACGGUAUGUUUUCUCUAUCGUGGGCUUUCUUGCAUCGACACUCGCCAUUUCAUUAAAUACGAACCUAAGCCUUGCCAUCGUGUCUAUGGUCGACAGAAGCAAUGAAUCCUUAGUGCCUGUCAAGAGCUCUAACGAAUGCUUGACGGAAGACGUUAUUCACUUGGAGUUGUCCAAAAACGAACUAGCAAUGGGUCAUGCUGGUGAAUUCCACUGGAGCCCUGAGAUAGAAGGCCUAGCUUUGGGGGCAGUGUACUACGGACAGCUGGUCGGGUUUCUACCAGGAGGACGUUUAGCCGAACUUUAUGGAGGAAAGAGAACCCUAAUCGUGUUCCUAUUGUUAGCAUCAGUAUUCACAACUUUGAUCCCAGUAGCGGCUCGGUUGUCGGUAGUCGCUUUCAUCGCAUGUAGAUUUCUCGUCGGAAUUGGAACAGCACCAGUUAUUCCAGUUCUGUUCUACAUGAUAAGUCGAUGGAUUCCAGAAUCAGAACGAAGCUUCAAUGCUUCGUUCAUUCUAGCUGGAUACGGGGUUGGCGCUUUCCUAUCCUUCCUGACAGCGGGAGUACUCUGUGCAUCGAGUUUUCUUGGAGGAUGGCCAUCAGUAUUUUACAUUGGCGGUUUGUCUGGCUUUUUAUGGUGUCUACUAUGCUACAGUUUGAUUUAUGAAACUCCGAAAGAUCAUCCAACCAUCACUUCAAAGGAAUUGCAGCAUAUUUCUAGUAACUUGGGACCUGCUGAACAAAAGCAAAUAACAUCUAUUCCUUGGAGAUCUAUUGCUACUUCUGUACCAUUUUGGUCACUGGCAAUUGGUUAUUUUGGGCAAUUCUGGAUAUUAGGCUUCUAUUCAACUACUCAAGCCCUCUACAUGGGGACUAUCUUAAACUUAGAUAGCAUAACGAAUGGUGAGCUAUCCUGUUUGCCACCUUUAACUAGAGGAAUCUUUGCUUGCAUUUGUGGGUAUCCUGCUGACUGGGCCCUCAAGCGAGGUUACAUUUCAGUGAAUUUCAUCAGGAAAGGAGCCACUCUCAUCAAUUCCAUAUUCUCUUGCACGGGUUUUAUAGCUAUCUUGCUAGCUGGGUGCGAUCCUCUCCUAAACACAAUUUUUUUCACGGUGGGUGGACUGUUGGGAGACUUUAUCACGUUUGGAGUUUGCAUGGCAGGAGUAGAUAUAGCUCCAAACCUCUCAGGCACUAUUUCUGGUAUUUUAAGUUUCAUCGGAGUCAUUCCAUUUUUCGUCAUUCCAGCUCUUGUGGGAUGGUCAACGAAGCAUGAGCGUUCCAUGGCACAAUGGAGAUUUGUGUAUUAUUCCACCAUCGCUGUCAUUACCAUCACAACAGUAAUUUACCUUUUGCUUGGAACCUCAAAGCCUCAGAUUUGGGGGACAAAUAAUACAAAUGAAGAAUUAACGGAGAAAAAUGUUGACCACAGAAAAGACAAUACAUGAUUAUUCUCUUGUAUUUAGAAAUUGUUAAUUUUAUUUUUGUAUUAAAUAUUUUAAA